Molecule: messenger RNA, 649 nt
Organism: Ananas comosus (pineapple)
Lineage: Eukaryota; Viridiplantae; Streptophyta; Magnoliopsida; Poales; Bromeliaceae
Product: chaperone protein dnaJ 8, chloroplastic-like
Exons: 4
Coding region: 1-426 (141 amino acids)
Source: RefSeq, a predicted model, not a curated record
AUGGCGAUCUCGCUCGGGACGGUGGCGGGAGGGGCGGCGCGGNCCGCGGCGGCGGCGGGCGCCGGGAGCUUGGCGGAGCAGUACCGGACGCUGCGGAUCCGGCCCGGGGCGACGGAGUCGGAGGUGAAGAAGGCGUUCCGGAAACUCGCGCUUCAGUAUCAUCCGGAUGUUUGCAAAGGAAGCAAUUGUGGCGUUCAAUUCCACCGCAUCAAUGAAGCAUAUGAAACGGUGAUGGACUCCUUACGGCAAGCCGAGGAGGAGGAGCAGGUGCGAUCGCGAUCGGAGGAAUGGCACGAGGAGGACGGCUACGCCGACGAGUCGCUGAGGGGGAUGUGUGACCCAACCUGGGACUUAUGGGAGGAGUGGAUGGGGUGGGAAGGAGCUGGUAUUAGAGAUUACUCCUCCCACAUCAACCCCUACAUCUAAACCCCUGGAAGCUUUUUUUUUUUAACCAAAAGUGCUUUUUUCUGAUCAUGAGAUAAUGUACAUAAGGUUUCUCAUAAGUUGGCAAAUUACAAACAAUGGAAUAUGUGAUUAACUUAGAAAGGGUGCUGUGGCCUUUUCCUGAUUUUAGUGGGGAAGGGUUUGUUAUGUCUCUCAUUCUAGUAAUUCCAGAUGCAAUGAUCAAUGAUUCUUCUCUUGAUCUCUA